Chelmon rostratus (copperband butterflyfish) is the source of this 3084-nucleotide messenger RNA. It is a transcript of the gene ptpn6, whose product is annotated as protein tyrosine phosphatase non-receptor type 6. The coding region runs from base 559 to 2307 and encodes 582 amino acids. Gene Ontology annotation, biological process: protein dephosphorylation. The transcript is spliced from 16 exons. The record is from RefSeq and is a predicted model, not a curated record. Lineage: Eukaryota; Metazoa; Chordata; Actinopteri; Chaetodontiformes; Chaetodontidae. Gene Ontology annotation, molecular function: protein tyrosine phosphatase activity.
AAACGGACAACAAUAGUAGCAGACAGGUGGGCAGGCAAAGGGGGAAAGCUUUGCAAAUGGCUCAUGAGAGGCAACGUGUGGCUUUGUUUCGCGAAGGAACUUUACAUUUUGGGGAUUUUUAUGUAUUCCUGUAACCACCGAGGUGGAAUUACUGGACAGGCGCUCACGCUCCACAUGAUGACUGGAACAGUUUGAAUUAUCUCUGCUGAGCUACUCAUGGAGACCUGCACUUUAGAAAACGGCGUGAUGGAACAAGUUUCCAGAGUUUAAACUUACUCUGCUCUUAAAUAUGAUGAGUUUUUGUUUUGGUUGCCUCUAAAAAAAAAAAGAAAAAAAAAAGAAGUCUCUAUCUGUUGGAGGAAUUCCGGCCUGUCAGCUAUUUUGGUUCCUGUCUUGCUUUCACUAUUUUGUGAAAGGAGAUGUAAGAAGGAAGGAAGGGGAGAGCAAAAGAGAGAGAGAGGAGGAGGAGGAGGAGAGCGAGACGUAUACACUUCAAGCGUCUCGGCGAGCGUCAUUUGUUUUCAGAGGCAGCUGAGAAGAAAGAAGUGAAGCAGCAUCAUGGUUCGGUGGUUCCACAGAGACAUCACAGGCCUGCAGGCCGAGGAAAUGCUGAAGACGCGAGGUGCUCAUGGCAGCUUUUUGGCUCGACCCAGCAAGAAAAACGUAGGAGAUUUCUCCCUGUCUGUCAGGGUGGGCGAGCUGGUGACCCACAUCCGGAUCCAGAACACAGGGGACUACUACGACCUGUAUGGCGGGGAGAAGUUUGCCACCCUGUCAGAGCUGGUGGAUUACUACACAGCGGAGAACGGCAUCCUGCAGGACAAGGACGGCACCAUCAUCGAGCUCAAAUACCCCCUCAACUGCUCCGACCCCACCACAGAGAGGUGGUACCACGGUCACCUGUCUGGGCCCAACGCAGAGAAGCUGCUCGUGGCGCGAGACGAGCCGGAUACCUUCCUGGUCAGGGAGUCGCUGUCCAAGCCCGGAGACUUUGUCCUGUCGGUCCUGACGAACGAGAGGACCAAAACUGGAGCGAAGAGGGUCUCUCACAUCAAGAUAAUGUGUCAGAAUGACAGGUAUACAGUGGGAGGUUCAGAGAUGUUCGACACACUCACAGACUUGGUGGAGUACUACAAGCGCAAAGGCAUUGAGGAGAUGUCUGGGAACUGGGUGCAUUUCAAACAGCCCUGUUACUCCACCAGAGUGAAUGCAGCAGAUAUCGACAGCAGGGUGAAACAGCUGGACCAGACCACACAGCAGCAGCAGGAGGGCGAGGCAGAGAAGAGCAAGGCCGGCUUCUGGGAGGAGUUUGACGCUCUUCAAAAGCUGGAGGCAAAGGUGAAGAAGAGCAGAGAGGAAGGGCAGAGACCUGAAAACAAGAGCAAAAACAGAUACAAGAACAUUCUUCCCUUCAAUGACACCAGGGUCAUCCUGCAGACCGCUCAUCCUGACGUCGUGGGAUCAGAUUACAUCAACGGCAACUACGUGAGAAACACCCUGUGGGAGUCCGGAGAUCAGAAAGUUUACAUCGCCACCCAAGGUUGCCUAGCAACAACUGUCAAUGAUUUCUGGCAGAUGGUAUGGCAGGAGAAUACGAGGGUGAUCGUCAUGACAACAAGAGAGGUUGAGAAAGGGCGGAAUAAAUGUGUGCCAUACUGGCCAGACCCUCUGAGCUCCAAGGAGGUGGGUCCAUACGUGGUGACCAAUACGUCAGAGCGGGAAGCUACUGAUUACAAAGUCAGAGUUUUGGAGAUCAGUCCUGUGGACAAGCCAAAACAUUGUCGCACCAUCUGGCACUACCAGUACAUGAGCUGGCCUGACCACGGCGUCCCUCAGGAGCCAGGUGGUGUCCUCAGCUUCCUCAACCAAGUGAACGCUAAACAGGCUGAAUUUCCCGAUGCUGGACCCAUGAUCAUCCACUGCAGUGCUGGAAUCGGUCGAACAGGCACGAUCGUGGUGAUUGACAUGAUCCUCGAGACUAUUGACACUUUUGGCCUGGACUGUGACAUCGACAUCCCAAAAUACAUCCAGAUGGUGCGAGAACAGCGCUCUGGCAUGGUGCAGACGGAGGCCCAGUACAAGUUCAUCUACCUGUCUGUGUCUGAGUACAUACAGACCACCAAGGCCAAAGACUGCGCCUACUUGGAAACUGAGACAGAGUAUGGAAACCUGCAACUCAAGCACCAACCAGCGAGCAGGAAGGUCUCAAAAAACAAGGAGGACGUUUACGAGAACUUGUCGAAAGUAAAGAAAGAUGUGAAGAAGCCCAAGUCCGACAAGAAAAGUGGCUCAGUGAGGAAAAGAUAGAAGAGGCUGAGAGAGUUUAUCAAAGUACGUCAUGUUGUUAUAUUUAUACAGGCACUGUUUUUUUUUAACGUUUGUGUUUUAGUGGAGAUCUUAUACAAAAGAAGAAUUAAGGUGUAAAAUCAGAGACGAGAUAAACAUCUGAUCUGUCACAGGAAUGCUCGGUUGAUGCGUUUGUUGAAAAUAAAGCGAGAACAUGUGAAAACACUUUUUAGUCCUUCGGCUUCAUAUACUUCAGAUUUUAAUGCAAAACAAUGAACAGACAUGCAUCAACAGCAGAAAUGAACAUGAGUGUGUUUGACUUUAGCAUUCAGAGAAGCAGCUCAGCUGCAGACCUACAUCAGGCGGUUUGAUGAUAUUAGUGACAAUUUGAAUGGAAGAUAAUAACGUCCAGCCACACGGAUUCCCUUCUUUUACAAAAACACUGUUUGUUGUUGGAUUCAGUAACAAUAAAGUGGAAACAACUGAACGUUUUCUCUUUUACAGCCACAUUUUCAUCGCUCACACCUGAAGUACUAUUACUACUUCUUCCAUGGAACUUUGUGCCUUCCUUGAAUUCAAAUAACACGUAUUGGACUGUUAUCAGCUCUCAAGUUUGUUUAACACUAACAGCAGACAGUGAGGUGUUAAAGGUCAGAUUACAUCAGUGUUUCAGACAGUCAUUUAGUGCUUUCAGUGUUUUCAUAACUGCUGUUUCCAAGGUCAAGAAUGAACUCUGAACUCUGUGCCCAGAACAAAAUUCACAAAAUCCCAAAAAUAAAGCUUUCUCUUUUGCCCUGA